AUGUCACCCUCACGGAACCAUCACGGCUGGUCCUACCAACAAGUCGCAGCAGCCUCAUUCCUUAAGGCAUUCCUACGCACCUUCACAACCCUGCGCAUCAAAUGGCCUUUAUCACUAAAACCACAUCAUGAAUCAACCCGUUUCGUGGUCAUUGAUCCCGCCACACCGGACCUCUACUCCGGCGUCGCAACCGACAAGCAUAUCAAACCGGACCGAAUCGGCGGCACGUGGUAUCCCGAGCCCUAUACGCCGCAGACCUCGCUCAGGGAGAACCAACACGUCGUCCUGCACUUCCACGGGGGCUCGUAUAUUCUCGGCGACGGCCGGACCUCGUCAUGCGGGUUUCUCGCCAAGUCCUUCCUCGAGUAUACACCCACCCGAUUCAUUCUUUGCCCGCAGUACCGCCUUGCCACGCACCAUCAUAGCCGCUUCCCCGCACAACUCCAAGACGCUAUCACAUCGUAUUUCUAUCUUCUACAUACACUGCGCAUCCCUGCAUCGCAAAUAAUCCUAAGCGGCGACAGUUCAGGUGCACACCUCGCCCUAGCAUUACUGCGCUACAUCAACGAAUUCAACAACACAGACUUCCUCCCCGUCCCGAAAUGCGCCUGGCUCUGGUCUCCCUGGUGCGAUGUCCCCGCGGCCGUGAACGCCAGUGCAUGGACGCGCAGCGAGAAUUACAAAACGGAGUACAUUCCCGGUUCGUUCCCUGCGUGGGGGGCACGGUCGUUUCUCGGCGAUUUGGAGAUCACGGAGCCCGUGGAGCGAUAUUUGGCGCCGUUGUGGCAUCCGUUCCGUGUGCCUUGUCCGGUGCUGGUGGGGACCGGGAAUCGGGAGGUUUUGUUCCAUGAGCAUGAGAGGUUGGUGGAGGUGUUGGGGGAGUAUGUAGAUAGGGAGUUUGAGCCGGGAGUGGAACUCGUGGUGGCGGAUAAGGUGCCGCAUGAUGUUUUUAUGAUAGGUUGGAUUAUGGACUUUAAGGAGGAGGCGAGGGAUUGUGCGGUGAGGGCGGGAAAGUUUGUAGAUAGAAUAGAGUGUAGUUAUGGGUAG
Aspergillus steynii IBT 23096 is the source of this 1047-nucleotide messenger RNA. RefSeq names its product alpha/beta-hydrolase. The transcript has 2 exons. The record is from RefSeq and is a predicted model, not a curated record. Gene Ontology annotation, molecular function: hydrolase activity. Lineage: Eukaryota; Fungi; Ascomycota; Eurotiomycetes; Eurotiales; Aspergillaceae. Bases 1 to 1047 code for a protein of 348 amino acids.